Messenger RNA from Nerophis ophidion (straightnose pipefish), 1137 nucleotides. It is a transcript of the gene ascl1a, whose product is annotated as achaete-scute family bHLH transcription factor 1a. The record is from RefSeq and is a predicted model, not a curated record. Gene Ontology annotation, biological process: positive regulation of transcription by RNA polymerase II; neuron differentiation; regulation of neurogenesis. The transcript is spliced from 2 exons. Bases 42 to 605 code for a protein of 187 amino acids. Lineage: Eukaryota; Metazoa; Chordata; Actinopteri; Syngnathiformes; Syngnathidae. Gene Ontology annotation, cellular component: RNA polymerase II transcription regulator complex. Gene Ontology annotation, molecular function: DNA-binding transcription factor activity, RNA polymerase II-specific; protein dimerization activity; RNA polymerase II transcription regulatory region sequence-specific DNA binding.
UUUUGUUUACCACCACCACCAUCACCAUCACCGCCUCCAUCAUGGACCUUCCGCAGCAGCAGCUUUUGCCACCCGCCUGCUUCUUCUCCGCGGCGCAGAGCCUCCCCAUGAGCCCCGGCAGCCCCGCCGGCAAACUCCCCGCCAAGGCGCCCAAGCGCUCCCGCUCCUCCUCGCCGGAGCUGCUGCGCUGCAAGCGCCGCCUCAACUUCGCCGGCUUCGGCUACACGCUGCCGCCGCAGCAGCCGCACGCGGUGGCGCGCCGCAACGAGCGCGAACGCAACCGCGUCAAGCUGGUCAACAACGGCUUCGCUACGCUGCGAGAACACGUCCCCAACGGCGCCGCCAACAAGAAGAUGAGCAAGGUGGAGACGCUGCGCUCCGCCGUGGAAUACAUCCGCGCCCUGCAGCAGCUGCUGGACGAGCACGACGCCGUCAGCGCCGCCUUCCAGUCCGGCGUGCUGUCGCCCGGCAUGUCGCAGGGCUACGCCGGGGACAUGAACUCCAUGGCCGGCUCGCCGGUGUCCUCCUACUCGUCGGACGAGGCCUCCUACGACCCGCUCAGCCCCGAGGAGCAGGAGCUUCUGGACUUCACCAACUGGUUCUGAGCACCCCCUUCGGCGGGAGCGCGCAUCGGUCAGAUGCGGUCCAAGGGCGGCCCCGGAGGAGAAGAAGAUGCUCGGCUCGGCUCGGCUCGGCUCGGCUCGGCUCGACUCAGCUCGGCUCGGCUCGGCUCGGCUCCUCCUUGCAGGUUGCAAGAACCAGCAGCCACAAGCACCAACAAAAAAAAAAAGAGGAUUUUCCAGAAGGGACAAGCGGUAGGAAAUGGAUGGACCAUGUUUUCUUUUAGGCUGAAAAAAGACCCAAACUCAAAAUGCUUCCAAGUCGCGGAUCUUUAUCAUGCAAAUAUAUUUUUCUAUGUCAAAGAGAUUUAUCUACUUUGUUUUUUUCUACACAUCUUUUGUAUAUAAAUAUCUAUAUCUAUGACUAUGUCCAGCUCAGCACCGAUACGUGUCUUAUUUAAUAAUGUAUAUGAUCAAACUUAUGCAGCUAGUGUCCAAACAAAGUUGGAGAGAGAAAAGAAAAAGAAAAAGCAUAUUUUCUACACUCCAGUCCAACAAUAAAUGAUUUGCUACUCCA